UGUGCGGGCUGGGUUGGAGUAGGAGAACAGUGAGGACCAUCAUGCCCUGGCUCACGCUGAUCCUGGCCCUCCCGAUCCUGGUGGACUUGGCCGGGACAUCAGACUCGAGCCUGGACGAGGGAUGGUGGCGCUGGAAGGUCCUGCACGGGAAAAACUAUUCUGUGGAAGCCGAGGAGGUGUUUCGCAGGGCAGCCUGGGAGAAGAACGUGCGGGUGAUCGAGCGGCACAAUGAGGAGAUGUCUCAGGGGAAGCACAGCUACCGGCUGGCAAUGAACCACUUUGGGGACCAGACAAACGAAGAGCUUCACGAGCGGCUGAAUGGCUUUCGCCCCGACCUUGGGGGAGCUCUUCGGUCCGGGCGGGAGCAAGCGCGGUUCCGGAGUAAGACGUCAUGGGAGGGGCCCGAGGAGGUGGACUGGCGCACAAAGGGAUAUGUGACCCCCGUGAAGAAUCAGGGUCUCUGCGGAUCGUGCUGGGCCUUCAGCGCCACAGGAGCCCUGGAGGCCUUGGUGUUCAAAACCACGGGGAAGAUGGUGUCUCUGAGCGAGCAGAAUCUGGUGGACUGUUCCUGGAGGCAAGGGAACGUGGGCUGCCGGGGAGGGCAGUACAUCGGUGCCUUUGAGUACGUGCGGGCCAACGGGGGCAUCGACGCAGAGGACCUGUACCCCUAUUUGGGCAGGGAUGACAUCAGCUGCCGUUACAGCCUGCAGGGGAAGGCUGGCAACUGUACCUCAUAUAUGGUGGUCGACCAAGACAACGAGCAGGCCCUGGAGCAGGCGGUGGCCACGGUGGGACCCGUAUCUGUCGCGGUGGAUGCCAGACCCUUCUUCUUCUACCACUCCGGGAUCUUCUCAAGCCACAGUUGCACUCAGAAAGUGAAUCACGCGAUGCUGGCCGUGGGCUAUGGGACCUCAAAGGAGCCAGGGGGAGGCCAGGAUUAUUGGAUCCUGAAGAACAGCUGGUCAGAGAGAUGGGGAGAACAAGGCUACAUGCGGCUGUUGAAAGGAGCAAACAAUCACUGCGGUGUCGCAAGCGUCGCGAGCUUCCCUGUCCUGUAACGGGUCUUGGCUUCCUGCCGCCUCCUCCCCAGUGGCCUGUCCCGCUCGCCCGAUGGCUCAGUGUUCCCUGGGCCACUUGAUCCCCUCUCUCGACCGGAAAAGGAGGCUGGGGCAGCUUCAAGUGGCCACAGGGAAGGGAGAGCUCUGUGUGUGUGUGUGUGUGUGUGUGUGUGUGUCUGCACACUUGAUCUCCUUUGUGCAACAAGAGGAAUUAAACACUCUUUAAGAAGAUCA
This is a messenger RNA of Ornithorhynchus anatinus (platypus), 1292 nucleotides long. Its product is annotated as procathepsin L-like. The record is from RefSeq and is a predicted model, not a curated record. The transcript is spliced from 8 exons. Gene Ontology annotation, biological process: immune response. Gene Ontology annotation, cellular component: lysosome. Bases 42 to 1058 code for a protein of 338 amino acids. Gene Ontology annotation, molecular function: cysteine-type endopeptidase activity. NCBI's taxonomy places the organism in Eukaryota, Metazoa, Chordata, Mammalia, Monotremata, Ornithorhynchidae.